Mesocestoides corti is the source of this 933-nucleotide messenger RNA. NCBI's taxonomy places the organism in Eukaryota, Metazoa, Platyhelminthes, Cestoda, Cyclophyllidea, Mesocestoididae. The record is from the annotation of a GenBank genome assembly.
AUGCCGCAGGGGAUUCCGGAAGAAUGGAUGCCCAUGUACCCAGAUCCGAGGGUCGACGAUUACCCUCUGAUGCAGAGCUUCUGGCCCACCGCCCUGAUUUCCCUGGCCUACGUCGUGGGGGUUUGGGUUUGGGUGAGGCUCGGAGCUCCCAAAAAAUCCGCCAAAUCCAACGGUCAUGUGGUCGCCAACGGACAUGCAGUCACCAACGGCACCGCCAAAUUACCGCCGACGUCGUCUUUCAACCUAAUCAAAUGCCUGAUGGUGCUGUACAAUCUGGCAAUGGUAAUGUAUUCAGCCUUUGUGGUGGUCGGAAUGCUGUCGGUGAUUCACGCCGCCAAUUACGGUCUUGGAUGCGUCGAAUUCGAUAGGCGUGACGAUGAAAUCCAACGACGCUUCAUUCGUCUAGGCUACCUUUUCUACUUCUCGAAGUUCCUUGAACUCCUGGACACGUUGUUCUUCCUGUUGAGGGGCAAGUACGAUCAAGUCACCUUCCUCCACGUCUUCCAUCACGGUGCAAUGCCUCCAUCUAUCUGGUGGGGAAUACGAUACGCACCCGGUGGCAUCGUCUACAUGUUCCCGUUGGCCAAUAGCUUCGUCCACGUGGUCAUGUACGCGUAUUACGGAAUGGCGGCGUUGGGACUCUACCGUUACCUGUGGUGGAAGAAGUACCUCACGGUGCUGCAGAUGGUUCAGUUCUGCAUCUUCAUCGUGCACCAGGGACAAGUCUUAACCCCGCUUAACUGGGACUGUCGUUACCCCAAAGUCUUUCCUCUAGCGAUCGUUAUCUACGCGGUCAUCUUUCUAGUCCUUUUUGGUAAUUUCUACGUCCAGGCGUACUGGCGCAAGCGGCGUCUGGCGAAGAGGAUCGAAGACGAGGCGUUGGCCGCCAGCGGACACGUCGCCAACGGCCGGAGGCACAAGAAGGCCGAUUAG